GUUCUAGUGAAUUCUGUGUGCAGGUCUGAAGCAGGAGUACAGAAGUACACUGAACACCAGCACUGCUGCUCCUGAGCGUUUAUACUGAACUGGGAACGGGAACAAUGCAUUAACCCGAGGAAGAGGAACAUGGGAAUGUUUGUAUGGGAAUUUGGGGAUGAAUGCAUGGAACAGAAGAACAGGAGGGGAACACUGGAGGAACAUGGAGCUGAACAGUAAAAUCCAGAAGCUUUCGAGGAGCUGAGAGGCUGCAGAUCAGAACCUCAUCACCAUCUACAACUUCAUACUUCCACAAGAACACUGACCCUGCUGCUGCUGACCCUCGUGCUGCUGACCCUCGUGCUGCUGACCCUCUUCCAUCCAUCGCUUCUGUAACAACUCGGAACCCAUCGACCGUUUCCCCAUGAGGAGCGGCGAGGAGGCGGAAGGGUUGGACGGCGAGGGGUCCCACAUGGCCAUGGUGUCUGGGGCGACCGGUCCGUACCAGCCCACCACAGAACCGGUUUACCCCGGCGCCGUCUUCAGGAACAUCAGCUGCAACACCCGCUACCUCACCUCCCAACCCGGCAUCCUCAAGAUCCUCCAAGUGGUUCUGUCUCUGAUCGGGUUCAUAUGUAUCGAGACGGUGAUGAUGUGUUCCCCCUGUGCUGGAGUUUAUCUGUUCGAGUUCGUAAGCUGCAGCGCCUUCAUCUUCACCGGAGGGUUACUGCUCGUCUUCAGCCUGAACCUCCACACCAAAGUGCACCAGGUCAACUGGAGACUCACGGAUCUGAUCAACGCGGUGUGCAGUACGCUGUUGUUCUUCAUCGCCUCUGUGGUCUUGGCUGCUCUCAAUCACCAGAGCGGAGCCGAAAUCGCCUCUGUGAUUUUCGGCUUCGUGGUGACUGUGGUGUACGGCGUGAACAUGUACAAGUGUAUUAGACAAUGGCGUACGGGUGUCCAGGACCCCCUGCAGACCAGCGAAUACACACGAGCCCGCACCGCUUCACGUGGUGAAGUGGAGACCCGGCCUGAGUAACACACACACACACACACCCACACACACACCCACACACACCCACACACGCACACACACACACACUAGAACAGUCCUGCAGGGCCAGAUAUGAUCUCAAGGGGUGGCACUGUGGCUCUUUGGGUAGCACUGUCGCUUCACAGCAAGAAGGUCCUGGGUUCGAUUCCCGGGUGGUUCGGUCCAGCAAUAGUCCAGCACCUGAACCUCUUUAAUAAUGCUUAUGAAAAGUAUUCAUAGUGCGAUAAUCAGACAUUAUUUAGUGCUAUUAUUUACUAAAGGUGACCAGUUCAGGCUCUGGCGUUUAUUUGGUGUGGGAUUAGCUUCAACAUUUUAAACCUCGUCUCCGGAUUCGUUUUCUCAUUAAGGGAUCAUGUGUGGCCCAGCGGGACUAAAACAAACAAACGAUCAGCAGAAGGACGGUUUAGAAGAGAAGUUGGACCAAACUUUGGUAGCUUUUGUUUUCCUGUAAGUCUUAACCGAGAGACGCUAAAGUUUAAAUUCCAGUCACGUCGUGCUUUUUAUCUUUUUUGUUUUUCUUGUAUAUUUUGUUUUGUUCUGAAUGAUUCCUAGACACACUACGAUACUGAACGCUGAUAUGAAGGUUAAACAUGGACCGAAUGAAAUGAAAUUUAAUCAAGUACCAGUUUUUAACAUUUCUAACAUGUCGUUUAUGGUACUAACUUGGUGUAUUUGUGUUAAAAAUGACAUUAUUUAGAAAUCAUUAAACCUCACCAGCAGCGUGCAUGCAUGAAACAGAAGAGAUAACAAAAUCUGCAUGUCAGGUUUUUCCCCCACAGCUGUAGUUCCUCAAACAUAUCUGUUUAGACACCAAGCCGGCUGAUGGCACAGCUGAGAUUCGAACCUGGCCUAAGCAGCGAGUUAGCGUAAUAGACCACUCGAGCUUCAUAUAAGUUUAUUAAAGGAUGCCAAGAAUUUCUAGGGAACUAGGCCUUACGCUCAGCUCACACCGGACGUUCCUCAGAUGAGCGACGUUAGCACUGCUACAAACGAGUACACAGAACAAGAAUAUAGAAAGUAAAAGUGUCUGCGGCUGCGUCCCGAAUAGCUCUAACAGACCAGUGUGUUCUGUCCAUUUUUUGUGCAUGAAGAUGAAACCAAACCCACGUUGGGAUGCUUUGAUCUGAGACUUUAAUAUCCACGUGCAUUUAGAUCCCCGAUCUCUUCAUUAUUUCCAAUUCAAAAUUUAAAUGUAUUGUUAAAUUAGAAUUCAAUUACCUAAAUGCCGUUUUUCUAUAGAGUUUUUUUGCUAGUAUGGUUUUCGCAACUAGUAUUGCAAGUUAAAGGAAGUGUUACUGCUGCAUGUGAUGCACUUGAAAGGAAAACACUUCAGAAACGCGUCGUGUGAACGAGCCUUCAUUUCACAUCAACAGUGACUUAAACCCUCUGCCUCUUACUUGUUGCACACUUGUACAAUUUUGUAGAGAAAAAGGAGCUUAGCUACAGUUUUAAGAAACGUACUUGUUAAAAAGAAAAGGUUACUUAGACAUGUCAUGCGAUCUUUAAAGCUGAAUUUGUAAUUUUGUCUGUUUAUUUGUUUUUAUUUAAAGGUAACUGCAUUUUUAGUCAUGUGUUAUUUACUGCACACAGCCAGGGCUUGUAGUUAGAUCUGACUCGUGGUGCUGGGGUUUGACUUUGGUGUUAGUCAGUAGCGUUUUCAAUUAUUAGCACUUAUCAUCUGGACAAGCAGCUAGUAUUUAGCUGGUUAUUUAACCUGCAGCUAGUUGCGAUUAUCUGUGCUUGUGAUUGUGUGAUUAUUUAGGUUAUCUGCACUGGGGCAAGUAAAUAGUGCUAGCACUAGUCAGACCCACUGCAAUUAGCUAGGGUCUUAAAACGUUUGUUUCCUCUAUAGGAUGUGUGAGUAGUUUGGGGUAUUCAAUUCACAGCAAUUGUGAAUUAAAGUGUAAACAUAUUGGGUACCAUGUCUAACCGUUACAGCACAUUUUAAUAUUCUGUUUAAAUGCUUCAGUACGUUAAAAUCCGGUAAAUGAAACAAACUAUUUCUGUUUAUUUGCAGAAAUUAUCCUAAGUAGGAGUGUCCAAACUUUUUUAGCUUAAUAUUUAGGCCACUCAAGCACCUUAUUCUCUGUGAUGCUCUGUGGUAAACUCGAAAGAAAAUACAGUGAUGCAAACAAAUUCCUAAUACGAACCUGUUAAAUAAUCAUUUUGUAUGUAUUAAAAUGUUGUUUUGUUAAAUCUGGACCAAACACACUUACGGUUAGACUUAAACUCUCACACUGUACACUGUUUAAAACGUUCUCUCGGUACCGAUGUGUUUGGUGUGAUUACGUUGUUAUUUCGUUUUUAUUCACGACACUAUUGUUUAUCACUCCAAUCUUCCAGCUGCGUGUGUGUAAUUAUUAUUAUUUAAGAAAGGUGACGAUGUUCUGACUACAGUGUGAAAAAUGAAAUAUCAUCAGCUUCAGAUUUUAUCAGGACGUUGUGAUGUUUCAGUUCUUUUUGUUUGUUUUCUGUAGUGUGCACAGCACAGCAUUGUUCAGUGGUCAGAUUUUACUCCAGUAAACUGUUACUUUUAAUGUAGUUACGUUACAUUUUUAAGCUUCAAAAUCAGAUUUAGAAACACCAGCAAAGUAAAUGUCAGUUUGACUCUUUUAUUUCAGACAGAGCCAGAUCGUUAUUGGUUCAUGUUGACAAGUUUUGAUCAGAUUUUAAAAUGAAGUCAUUUUAAAUCAAUUUACUAUUGUCCUAUUUUAACAUUUUAACAGAUUUUUAAAACAAAUAAACACAACCGAUAUUUUAAUACACUAAAGUGUUUUAAGAGACAAUAGAUUUUUUUUGUUUUAAUGAAGGAAUGUGUUUCUGAGCUCUAUUGUAGCUGUAUUAUCUGUGCUGUUUUACUUAUCUUAUAUUUA
Molecule: messenger RNA, 3906 nt
Organism: Trichomycterus rosablanca
Lineage: Eukaryota; Metazoa; Chordata; Actinopteri; Siluriformes; Trichomycteridae
Gene: cmtm4
Product: CKLF-like MARVEL transmembrane domain containing 4
Exons: 5
Coding region: 404-1018 (204 amino acids)
Cellular component (GO): membrane
Source: RefSeq, a predicted model, not a curated record